CAACCUUCCCAAGGUACCAGUAUAGAUGCUCCAGCUCCACCACAUAGCAGGACUCAAGGAAAACGGAGUAGAACUGACUAUGAAAAUAAUAGUGGCUCAAAAGGGGCUACUGGUCAGGCUGAGGUUCUAGAAAACUUAUCAAGUGGCAUUGGUAAAAUUGUCACAAGUUUUGAUAAAAUUUGUGGCUUAAUGGAGAAGAGAGAAUCAAGAGAGAGUGACCUUUUGGAUGCUAUGAAGGAGACUCCAGGAUUAACUGAUGAAGCUUGCUUUAUGGCUCUUGAUUUGCUUAAUACUAAAGCAAAGCAAGAUUUCUUCUUGAAGAUGACUCCUGAACAGCGACUUAAUUGGAUCACCUAUAAACAAAUGCAAUAGGUUUGGGUGAAUCUCCACUAGCGACACCUAAUAAGCAAUAGGCUAUAUUCUGUUAUUAAUUUUAAGUUAUGGAGUUUGAUUUUAUUUUGUUUCAAUUGCAGCUUGUUUUGAAUGAUUUUAAACUUGUGUGUGAUGGAUUACAACUUAUUUUUUUUGUUUGAAUAUUUAUGAUAUUUGAUUUGCUUUUGAAUGAAUGUUAAUAUGAAUAGUGACAUUUUUAUGUUUAGGUGCUUUCUCUAUUAGCAAUGUCUGAAAUGGACAUGUAUGGAGCUGAUGAAGAGGAAGAACAGUUUUACGAGGCUGUUAAGAUAUUAUUAAUGGCAAUACAAGCAGUGGUUUAUGUGUUAUACGACCUUGUAUUCAGCAUACGUGGUGAACGUAUUAGAUGUCCACUGACUCGGCGACCAGUGACAUCAAGUGGAUACAUAUAUAUGCACAAAAUAUUAGACAGAGACCCUCAAAUCUUUAGAGAGGUGUAUAGAAUGUAUCCUGACGUUUUUCGAAAAUUAUGUAGCAUCCUAAAAGUGAAAACACCUUUGCGAGAUACAAGACACAUUUGUGUUGAAGAAAUGCUCGCAACCUUUCUACUUGUUGUCGGCCACAACAAUCGAUACAGUGAAGCUCGGCUGAUAUUUGAGCGAUCUCAUUUCACUGUUAGCAAAAGUUUCAACAAAGUCUUGAAGGCCUUGAAUACAAUAGCACCAGAGUUUAUGGCUAAACCUGAGUCCGUGCCACCUAACAUAAGAGAAAGUACAAGGUUUUAUCCUUACUUUAAGGAUUGCGUCGGAGCUAUAGAUGGCACACAUAUUCCAGCAACGGUAGUUGGACGUGAGGUUAGCAGAUAUCGAAAUCGACAUGGGAAGAUAUCACAAAAUGUAUUAGCAGCUUGUAACUUUGAUUUACAGUUCACAUAUGUAAUUAGUGGAUGGGAGGGUUCCGCUCAUGAUUCAAAAGUAUUGAAUGAUGCGAUUUCUAGACGAAAUGGACUCAAAGUGCCACCAGGUAAAUAUUACUUAGGGGACUGCGGAUUUCCAAAUCGACGCCGGUUUUUAGCUCCAUUUCGAGGUACUCGAUAUCAUCUCAAAGAUUUUGGUGGUGAAGGAAACCAUCCUGUCAAUGCAAUUGAGUUAUUCAAUCUUCGUCAUGCUUCCUUGAGGAAUGUAAUUGAGAGAAUAUUUGGAAUAUUUAAGUCGCGUUUCACAAUCUUCAAAUCAGCACCACCAUUUUCAUAUAAGACAUAAGCAGAGCUAGUUUUGGCUUGUGCAGGACUGCACAAUUUUCUUCGACAGGAAUGCCGUUCAGAUGAAUUUCCUCCCGAACCAGAAGAAGAUCCGAUAGACAAUCACGAAGAUAAUUUUGAAUGGGAUGAUUUUCAAACCCAAGAUCAGCAGAGAGAAAAUGCUAAUGAAUGGAGAAUGAGUAUUGCUACUCAUAUGUGGACAGAUGCCCAACCAAAUGCCAACAAUGAAAACAAUAACAAUGAAGAAAGUGAAAAUGAAGGAGAAGAAUAAAUCAUAUCAUUGUUUCAGAGACGUCUGCUUCUUUAGCAUGAAAC
Molecule: messenger RNA, 1927 nt
Organism: Rosa rugosa (rugosa rose)
Lineage: Eukaryota; Viridiplantae; Streptophyta; Magnoliopsida; Rosales; Rosaceae
Product: protein ALP1-like
Exons: 3
Coding region: 618-1613 (331 amino acids)
Source: RefSeq, a predicted model, not a curated record